Messenger RNA from Macrosiphum euphorbiae (potato aphid), 1330 nucleotides. The record is from the annotation of a GenBank genome assembly. NCBI's taxonomy places the organism in Eukaryota, Metazoa, Arthropoda, Insecta, Hemiptera, Aphididae.
AAAAAUUCUUCAAACAACAGCGUUUGUCGAUAAGACAUUGAUGAUAAAAGAAUUAUUUCAAAAAGAAGAAUUCAAAAGAACAGUAAUUACGGCUCCCCGGAAAUAUGGAAAAUCAACAAAUCUAACUAUGCUUAAAUACUUCUUGGAAAUUCAAGUGAACUUACUCGGAAAACCACUUACAAAAGCAAAUGCUGAGAAACCAAUUACAGAUACCACUAAUUAUCAAAUAUUCGAAGGUCUGAAGAUUAGCAAAGAAGCUGUGAUGAAAGAUCAUUUUGGGAAGUACCCAGUUCUAUACGCUAAUUUUAAAGUUGAAAGGCUUAUUAAAACUUAUACCUGUGUUAUUGAAGUAUGUAAAGAAGUAAUUCACAAAGCCUUUCAAUCACAUAGAUACUUACAAAUAAGUUCUAAAUUGGAUAUUAAAGAGAAAAGAAUAUGUAAAUUGUGGUGCGAUGAUGAAUGUUACAAAAUGAUUAGGAAUAUAAAUGAAAUUUGUAUUGGUUUUAGGUCAUUGUGUAAAUGUUUAACAAAGCAUUUUAAUAAGCCAUGUUUUGUUCUAAUUGAUGAACCCGACUUUUUACCAAUCGUUUCAAUAACACAGCCUUUGUUAGAAGAUUAUAAACGUAUUUCUUUUUUUAUAAGCCAAUGUUUAUUAUUUUUAACAAAUGAAGAAUUUGUUGAUAGAGCAUUUGUGACUGGAAAAUCUGGUUAUGCUAUUCGUGGAAUUCUGCCUUCAUGUAUAGAAAUACAACCGUUCUCUGAAUUUCAUGAGUUCACUGAUUAUUAUGGAUUAACUACAAAUGAGUUGAAUUGUCUUUUCAAAAAACAAGAAUUUAAUGCUGUUACAGUGACAAUAGAUGAAGUAAAGGCUUACUUUGGUUCAUAUAAUAAAAUUGAUCAACUUUCAAAAAUGAAGAAGAAGAUAUAUUGUAUUUGGUCAGUUUUAAAUGUUUUAAAAUGUAAAAGACUUGACAACUUUUGGCGAGACUUUGGAACCAUUUUUUGUAGCUUUUCGAAUCCAACUAUUAAAGACUCAAUGCAACAGUUAUUAAGUAAUAAACCUAAUAUGGCUCUGGUAUACAAUAAAACAAAACCAAAAACUUAUCCAGUUACUCCUAAAAUUAUUGCAGCAUCUGGAAUCCCUAAUGAUAAGCAAUUAGAUUAUUUUUUCAAUUUUUUGUUGGAUAUAGGCUAUUUAACCUAUGAUUCACCUGUAGUACGAGUCUCAGACUCUCAUAAGGAUAAUAAUACAAAAUGUUGUAUAGUUGUAAAAAUACCAAAUGAGGAGGUUAGACAAGAUAUUAAAAAAAAAAUAUCAUUGCUCUCUUAA